CGAAAUUAUUCUCACCUUCGCGCCUGACGCAAGGUCUAUUCCUGGCAAUGGGUACAAAACCGAUAUAUAACGCAUAUCCUGCUAUUAAAAUAUUAUUUCAGAAAAAAAUGGGACGGGGAUUUCAGCGCCAUUAUGGAAGGUGGAGCUAAUUGCGUGUGUCGAUUCGCAAUGCAGAUUAUAAAAUAAAAUGUAACACAAAACUAUUGUACACAUGUCCGCAAAUCAGUUUAAUGUUAAACACGAAAAUGACAAUGUCAAUUAUUGGUGUCGUUCUUGCAUUACUUGCCAGUACUGCUAAAACUCAAAGAACGUUUUCUUGUGUGCUACCAUCACUUUGCAAAGAUGGUGGCACCAUUGAUCCUCGUAUACUAAUACCAGGUACAAGCAACCCAGUUGUCAACAUAGUGGUACCAACGACCUCAGGCAAUCUCGAAAGCUGCCCUGCGGGUUACAUCCAAUGUACAAACGUCGCUUGUGGAACACCGAGUGUUCAACCAGCUACUACAGAUGGCUUUGCUACACAAAAUGCCUUCCCAUGGCAAGUUUUUCUACGGAACAAUCUUAAUUUGGGCGUGAAAAACGGUUACGUGGGUGGCGGUGCGUUACUUAGUCAGUACUACGUCCUGACGGCCGCCCAUAAGAUAACGAAUUUAACCAGUGUUAGCGUAAUUCUCGGUGCUUAUUCUACUUCAAACUUGGCCGGAACUCAAACCUCGCAAGUCAGUGGCGCGUGGAUUCACUCAAAUUAUAAUCAACAAACGCUCAAGAACGACAUAGCGGUCCUGCAGUUGGCUACGCCCAUGAAUAUCGGAGGUAAUACCGGGAUAGUAUGCCUACCACCAGCAGGGCAGAGUUUCAUAGGUUAUUCGAGUGCUAGUUGCAUCGUAUCAGGUUGGGGUCAGACCAAUUUUAGCACAGACGAUGCCCCAACCCAGACCUUGAAGCAAGUGCACGUUCCCAUAGUGACCAACGAACAAUGCAGAACAUCUUAUCUGAACCCCUCACUCCUGGGCAAUAACGCCGAUCUGUACUUAGAUUUUCCUAACGAGAUCUGUGCCGGCGGCGGUGCUAACCAAGAUGCUUGCACGCAAGACGGAGGUUCACCGUUGGUCUGCAAGAACGCCAACACCAACGACUUUAGUUUGGUCGGCCUGGUGAUUUGGGGUAAAAAUUGCGGAUUGGCGGGCGUUUAUGGAGUUUACGUCAGCGUUCCGGCCUACCUCACUUGGAUACAAUGUGCGAUGGCGUGUAGUAGAGGGACCACCACAUGCUCCACAUGUCCGGCCACUAGAUUUCUUUAAAUUAUUGUAGGAAAAAAAAAUAAAGUGUGGAAUAAUCACAACUUCUAGUUCAGUAAUUACGCAUGCGCGCGAACCACGUAGAGGGAGGUCUAUUUACCUUUAGAAUGAUUAACGUUCCAUGAAACCUAAAUUUAUGUCUAACUACGUAGUACGAACGGUGAGAUCAAAUCCGCGAUAACCGCGACCCCUCGUUUUGGUUUAC
This is a messenger RNA of Cylas formicarius (sweet potato weevil), 1503 nucleotides long. RefSeq names its product phenoloxidase-activating factor 2-like. NCBI's taxonomy places the organism in Eukaryota, Metazoa, Arthropoda, Insecta, Coleoptera, Brentidae. The transcript has 6 exons. The coding region runs from base 231 to 1301 and encodes 356 amino acids. Gene Ontology annotation, molecular function: serine-type endopeptidase activity. Gene Ontology annotation, biological process: proteolysis. The record is from RefSeq and is a predicted model, not a curated record.